AAAGAUUGUGGAUCAUGGACACAGUUAGCCAGUGAGGCUAACCUUUAAUCUUUAAAUACAUACAUAAAAGGAAAGGAGGUGAUUCUUGAGAUUUUCCCACACAGUACACCAGAAUGAUUGACGACUUUGAGACCCAGGAGGUCCGGUCCAGCGGGGAGCUGUGGACCGAGAUCUGCUCCAGUCUGCCGGGGACACAAGCCGAGACAACCCCGGACAAUAACACGGAGUUCAAAGACUCAUUCCAGCCAGCAGCACCAGUGCAGGUCAAUGGACAGUCAAAUGGAACCAAUACCAGUUCUCCCAGCGCCAAAUGGGAACCCAUGGAGGAUUCUGAGAUCUACAUAGCCAGUUUAGAGAAUCGCCUAAAGAAAUUAAAGGGCCAGUCAAGUGAUGUGACCUCCAGGGACAUGUUGCGCUCGUUGUCUCAAGCUAAGAAAGAAUGUUGGGAUAGAUUUCUGCACGACGCUCAGACCUCAGAGCUCUUCCAAGGCGGCGACAUGGAUGAGAGCGCUCUUGAACACUUCAAGAGGUGGUUGAUUCCCGAGAAGGUGGCCAUCAGCGCUGAGGAGCUGGAAUAUCUCCUGAGGCCAUCUCAGAAAAACGAACCAGCUGAACCAAACCAAACACAGAGCAAUGAAAACACGGAGGGAGAGGGACCCAACCUCGAGGAAGAUGACACUCACAGCCCGGAGAAAUGAGUGUGUUAAAAUAGUAACACUGAAGAAUGAACUAAUUCAAUGUGCAUUCAGUAGGGGUGACUUGUUACCCCCACGCUCAUUCUGAGCUGUGUUAUGUCAUAGCAGUGUUUUGGCGAAAGCCUUUGUUAACAGCAGUCACAGAAGCAAUUACUGCCUGUCAUCGUCCUCUGUAUCCCCAGCAACUGAGUGUUAACUACUUAUUCAGUCCUUGUUAUUCAUCCCUCCAUCCAGAGCACACCAUGGAAAUAUAUAAUAACAAACCUAUAAUUAGACUUGUUUGUCCUGUAGCAGAAGAAUUAGCAUCUCUGCGUAGUGAUCCACAUUAUAUCUGUUACAAGAAUGUCUCUCGACGUUGAGUAUACAGUAUAAAGUAAGUAAAGGACCACAUGCAGUAACAUGUUGUAAAUGAAACUUUUAUAACAUCUUGUAAACAUUAUUUUUCUGUUUUUGAAAUAUGGUGACAUCUUGAACAGGAAUUCUUUGGGGUGUAUAUCUGAAAACAGUGAAACAUUUUGUGUAACAUCUUUAUUUUUGCCAUGUUGGUUUUACCAGUGAAGUUUUACCCACAUUUCAAUAAAAACAAGUAUAAUUGA
This is a messenger RNA of Plectropomus leopardus (leopard coralgrouper), 1291 nucleotides long. RefSeq names its product coiled-coil domain containing 32 (gene ccdc32). Lineage: Eukaryota; Metazoa; Chordata; Actinopteri; Perciformes; Serranidae. The record is from RefSeq and is a predicted model, not a curated record. Gene Ontology annotation, biological process: cilium organization.